UGAAGGACUCCUCCUAACAGCACUAUAUAUAAAUGCCCUCGGAGAGGAAGAAGUGGGCAAGAAAGCAAGAAGAGACACAACACAGCAGCAUCACCCGCUUCGCUUGGAGUUUACUGUGAGGUGCAGGUUGUAAGAUGGCGUUGAAUGAGUCUGGUACCCAAAAGGUCUCUAGUGUAGGUCUGAUUCAAAAUGGAAGGAAUGGCGCUCUAACAUUUGUGAAGUCCCACGACUUCCAAGGUCGGAUCGGAGCAAUCCCGUAUCCUCAGGAGAUUCCAGAUGGCCAGUGGGCAGAAUUUGUGCACUCCGGCUACGUUGGAACCACCCCUGAAUCUAUCGGCGCUGUCGUCUAUCGUUGCAAGAAUCCGGACGGGCAACAGUGUGAUUGGAUGAUAUGUUGGUUGAACAAACAUGGGGAUAACUCACGACGCAAGGUUCAUACUGAGAUCAAGGAAACCGGCCAUUAUGACAGAGAUAAUAUUUGGAAGGACGUUAAAAUUGCGUUGACCACUAGGGGAGCUCGUCACAGCGAGGCACAGUCGGGGAACUGGUCAGCCACUGUCGAUAUCUAUGCGGCGCCAAUUAAUGACUGCGAUGCAUUCGCCAUAUUCCAAGGAAUAAUUCAAGCAAACUAGAAAGUUUCGACUUAGUCGACAUGCUCAUCCAUCAAAUGCAGCGCCAACGGUCUCUCUCUCUCUCUCUCUCUCUCUCUCUAUAUAUAUAUAUAUAUAUGUAUGUAUGUAUGCAUGUGUGGGCGAUGCAUGUACGUACUAUAUGGUGUGUUAAUGGUUAAGGUUUGUAACAAAUAAUUAAUAGCAUCAUUGUGUGUGUGUGUGUGUUGAUGCUAUUAGCAUGAUGCCAUGUUUAAUGGUGUCAUAGUUAAUAAUGUAAUGUGUGAGAUGUUGUUGUGUUAUAUAUUUAGCUUGAAUAUAUUAAUGAUGAUUAUAUAUGA
This is a messenger RNA of Diospyros lotus (date-plum), 949 nucleotides long. Its product is annotated as 23 kDa jasmonate-induced protein-like. The transcript has 3 exons. Lineage: Eukaryota; Viridiplantae; Streptophyta; Magnoliopsida; Ericales; Ebenaceae. The record is from RefSeq and is a predicted model, not a curated record. Bases 135 to 632 code for a protein of 165 amino acids.